AUGACGAAGCAAAAGAUCUGGCUUUCUGUUUCACCUGCAUGGUUGCGGCAAAAGAGGGCAAGAUUUCCAACUCCAAGGCCGACGGCAGUUUUAUUCUGUAAUUGGAAGGAUGCCACUUCUAAAUUCCGGAAACAUCAAGAUUCCGACUGCCAUAAAGAAGCCGUGGAGAGAAAAGUGAAACUACCGCGAGAAACAAAAGACAUUGGUGAAGUUCUCUCAGCCGCCCACUCAGAGGAGAAAACACACAACAGACAGCAGCUGCUUACCAUUCUUCGCAACAUCAGGUUUCUUGCUAGACAGGGAUUACCACUCCGUGGCCACGACAAUGAUCAAAGCAACUUUCUAUAUCUUCUGAAGCUCCAUGGUGAAUCGGAUCCAUCAAUCCUCAAGUGGCUGGAAAGGAAACAAGACAAAUUUACAUCAGCAGAUAUCCAGAACGAGAUGCUACAAGUGAUGGCCUUAAAGAUACUGCGUGACGUCGCUUCUAACAUCAGGGAGAACGGCUAUUUCUCCAUCAUGGUAGAUGAGACAACAGACCAGUCAAAUCGUGAACAAGUUGUGAUUGUGAUUCGUCAUGUUGACAGUAACCUGGAUGUGCACGAAGAGUUUAUCGGACUGUGUAUGGUGCCAUCUAUCGACGCUGCAACACUAACUAAUGUGAUUCUGGAUGCAUUGGUGAGGAUGAACAUUUCCUUGAGUAAGUGCCGUGGACAAUGCUACGAUGGAGCCAGCAAUAUGUCCGGAGCCAAAAAGGGUGUGGCUGCUAACAUCACCAGCAAAGAAACUAGGGCUAUCUACACGCACUGUUAUGGACAUGCGCUCAACUUGGCAGUUGGUGAUACAGUGAAAAAAUCAAAGGUGAUGCGCGAUUCCUUGGAUACUGUGUUUGAAAUGUCCAAACUUGUAAAGUAUUCGCCCAGGAGGGAUACCAUACUGGAACAGCUAAAGCGUGAGAUGGCACCUGAUAGCCGGGAUUCCGUGUGCUAUGCCCUACUCGAUGGACUGUUAGAGCUGCCAGUUUGA
Messenger RNA from Saccostrea cuccullata (small rock oyster), 1023 nucleotides. RefSeq names its product zinc finger MYM-type protein 1-like. The record is from RefSeq and is a predicted model, not a curated record. The coding region runs from base 1 to 1023 and encodes 340 amino acids. Lineage: Eukaryota; Metazoa; Mollusca; Bivalvia; Ostreida; Ostreidae. The transcript is spliced from 2 exons.